Messenger RNA from Scophthalmus maximus (turbot), 3516 nucleotides. It is a transcript of the gene gpr83, whose product is annotated as G protein-coupled receptor 83. Gene Ontology annotation, molecular function: neuropeptide Y receptor activity. Lineage: Eukaryota; Metazoa; Chordata; Actinopteri; Pleuronectiformes; Scophthalmidae. Gene Ontology annotation, cellular component: membrane. The record is from RefSeq and is a predicted model, not a curated record. Gene Ontology annotation, biological process: neuropeptide signaling pathway. Bases 632 to 2056 code for a protein of 474 amino acids. The transcript has 4 exons.
UUUCCUGAUAGGUAAUCCAGCCUCGUUUUUGCUGUAUUUUACGCAGCAGAUUGCACAUUUACCUGCCACAUGGAUCCAGAGAAAAAUGCAUAAUCUGGAUGUAAAUAAAUGUUACACAACUGAUGUACUCUAACAUUACAUGUCAGAGGGAAAUAUUAGCCUGAGGGUGAAUGAAUUUCAUAUGCUGUGAUCGCCCCGGGCAACUGAAGGACUCAAUUACAGAGACGGAACAAUUUUAGAGAGUGGAAUGUCUGAGGGUUUAAAAAAAACAACCCUCGUGGCAUCAUGCAACAUGCGCCCUUCACUCCUCUCAACCACAGGGAAACUAUUGGCGCGCGCGCGCACACACACACACACACACACACACACACUGGCCCCUCACAAACACACACGCACACACACACACGCACUGACCCACACACACACGCACACAAACACACUCACACUCAGGCGCGCACUGACGCACAGUUUAAAAGCAGCCGCCGCUGCUGAGUCGCAUCACACAACCUGUUGCUCAUUCUCCGCAUCUCUUCAGUUGCACCGGAGACGGAGCAGGUGCAGGUGUCUCCUCCAGCUGUGAGCCGCUCUCCUCCUCAGUUCACACAGAGAAGAAGAAGAAGAAGAAGACAAGAUGCCACCUGUGUGCGUCUGGCUCUGUGCGCUCCUGUGGGCCGGCGGCUCCGGCGGCGCAGCGGCAGGUGCGGGACAGAGGCUCGACGACUCCUCGCACGCGGGAGAGGGGAUUUUCUCUCGCGCGGAGAACCCACGCAAUGUCUCGGGACAGCUGAGCAACCGCACUUCGGGCUUCUUCCUCCUGGACUUCGACGAGGGGCUGCUGGAGGACUGGCGCUCGCUGGCCAGCAAGAAGAGCCGCGGCGGGGAGGCGCAGGAGGGCCGCGCGAAGGCGCUGCUGGUGGCCGCCUACUGCCUGAUCAUCGUCAUCUCCCUGUUCGGCAACACGCUGGUGUGCCACGUGCUGGUGAAGAACAAGCGCAGCCAGUCCGCCACCGGCUUGUUCAUCAUGAACCUCGCCGUGGCAGACGUCUUCAUCACCGUCCUGAAUACACCCUUCACCCUGGUCCGAUUCGUGAACAGCACCUGGGUGUUUGGGAAGACGAUGUGUCAUAUCAGCCGCUUUGUUCAGUACUGCUCCCUACAUGUCUCCACUCUUACACUGACCGCCAUUGCUCUGGACCGUCGACAGGUGAUUUUACAUCCUUUGAGACCUCGCAUGUCCGCAGCCCAAGGUCGUGUUUGGGUUGUUGUUAUCUGGAUAAUGGCCACCUGCUUCUCCCUCCCACAUGCAAUCUACCAAAAACUCCUCACUUUUACAUACAGCAAGGAGAAGGAGCGCAGCCUGUGUGUGCCGGACUUCCCUGAGCCAUCAGAUGUCUACUGGCAGUAUAUCGACCUCCUGACCUUCAUUUUACUUUACAUGCUGCCACUCCUCAUCAUCACCGCCUCCUACACCACAGUGGCUUGUCGGCUGUGGCGCCACAAUGCCAUUGGUGACGCCACAACAGCACAACACGCCACCCAGAGAAGAAAGCGUCGACGGACAUUAGCCAUGCUGCUUCUGGUGGUCGGGGUGUUCGCCGUCUGUUGGUUCCCCCUCAACUGCUAUGUGGUGCUGCUGUCCAGCCAGGCCAUUCACUCAUCCAAUGCCCUGUACUUCUGCUUUCACUGGCUGGCCAUGAGCUCCACCUGCUACAACCCUUUCAUCUACUGCUGCCUGAAUCCCACCUUCCGCCAGGAGCUCCGGCUCCUCUAUGACAUGUGCAGGAGGAGACAGAGGGCGGCGGCAGCGUUGGAGGCUGAACUUCACCCUGCAGCCGUCUGCACCCAUGGCCACAGGAUCGCCUGGCCCGGCAACCACGAGUCCUCAAGGUCAGGGCGUGAUUUACCACCGCUGGGCCACACCUCUUCACAGCGGAGUCACGCUGGUUCCAAUCAAUCCCACGACCUGAAAGCGACUCACGUGCUGUUCACGGCCAGGCAGGCCCUCACAGGGAGAACUGACAUCCUGUCAGUUGAGCACAUCGUGGCUGUGAGCUAACUGGAAAAACGAUAUGCACCACACUGUUUUAGUUUUCUUUCAACAGUACUUUUCACGCUUUUUCUUUUUUGGUGCAUUGGUUGUCAUGAAUAAGUGAGAAGAAAAAAAAUUAUUGUAUCAUCAUGUAAAAUAAUAAUUGUAGAUAUUCAAUUUUUCCAUUGUUCCAGCACUUUCUGAUCUGAUCCAUGCAGGCUUAAAAAUUCAUAAUGACAUUUUUGAUCUUUAAAACAGCAGUUGAUCUCAGUCUCAGCACAAGUUCAGUUUAAUACUGGCGGUCCUGGAGCUAUUGAUCAUUAAAAAAAUCGUCUACAUGCAGUUGCAGCAUUGACAAGAUGUACAAUUUUGUAAAAUUAUCUUAUCAUACAUUUUGUAAAAUAUACCAAACAGUGGGCAUGUGUAACGGUCACAUUGCAAAGGAUGUAAGUGAAGUGUACAUUACAAGAUUGACACAUAUCUGAAUGUGUCCAAAAAUAACCUGUUUCUGAUGUGUUGAUCUGACUGUUUUUUUCUUUCUUUCAAUAGCCCUCACAGGCAUUUAUGACUGUUGAAGUAACAACCAAGUCCAUCCAUAACCCUGAAUCUUUCUGAAAAUGUGAAAAAAAAAUAUUUUUCAGCCUAUGCUCUCAGAAAAUUUGCCUUAACAAUCUGAGGAAUCUCAGUGGGAACAUGCUGUCAAAGAAAUCAUCUUCACAUUUAUCUAAAGGCCACUGCAAGCCUAUCCUAAUGCUUUUACUUAUUUCUGUUCCUCUCUGAUUUCCUGUCACAACCAGAGGGUUUAUAGAGGAUGCACAGAUUGCACCGGGAGCCACGUCCACCAACAUUCAGUGUGGAGUCAAGACAGCCCCCAACACAGGCAAGGAGGAAGCAAUCAACAAGUUAUCGAGAAAGUCACAGGAAUAUUCACAAUCCAUUUAAUCCAAUUCAGAUUUAACCAAAUGUUAUCAGACCAAUCAAUUCAGCUCUUACUAAGUCUCCAAUGCCAUUCUAUAGGGCAGCUUAUCAAAAUACAAUAUAUGAUGUCAUGAUGACAAUGUUGUAUUCUGAAUCAUCCAUAUCACUUAAUAAUUUUUCACAGAAACUGAUUUGCUGCUAUAAAUCAGCGGCAGGUCAGACUUUACAUUGGAGUUGUUCACUCUAUUGUGUUCACACCCAGGAUCCUUUUUCAUGAUCAUUAUAUUUAUGUUAUUUUAAGUUUUAAAGUCAAAAGGCUUAUUGUUGCUUCUUCAUAUUUAAUUAGGUACAAAUGUAAUCAAUAGUAAAAUAAUAAUGAUCCUGAUGUAGGCUGCCCUUUUGCUACUGAAAACAUUCAGCUACUCUGGCUGAUAAAAUGUGUCAUCAACUACACAGCAUUUUUUCUGGGCCUAUCCUUUUUUUUCAUAUUGUGUAUAUAUGGUUGAUUUUUGAUUUUUUUUUUUUGAUUUUUGAUUUUUUAAAAAAGGUUUCUAUUUAUCCUCUUUAGG